This is a messenger RNA of Mesocricetus auratus (golden hamster), 479 nucleotides long. Its product is annotated as trefoil factor 3. Bases 66 to 308 code for a protein of 80 amino acids. Lineage: Eukaryota; Metazoa; Chordata; Mammalia; Rodentia; Cricetidae. The record is from RefSeq and is a predicted model, not a curated record. The transcript is spliced from 3 exons. Gene Ontology annotation, biological process: maintenance of gastrointestinal epithelium.
UAUAAAAAGGCCUUCACAGUGACCCUGCACAUCCUGUGUGCUGAUCCUGAAGCUUGCCCGCUGCCAUGGAGACCAGAACCCUGUGGCUAAUGCUGCUGGUCCUGCUUGCAGGGUGCUCUGGGAUAGGUGCAGAGUAUGUGGGCCUGGCUCCAAGUCAGUGUAUGGUCCCGGCGAAAGCCAGGGUGGACUGUGGCUACCCCAGUGUCACGGAAGAGCAGUGUAAUAACCGGGGCUGCUGCUUCGACUCCAGCAUCCGGAAUGUGCCCUGGUGCUUCAAGCCCCUGCAGGAGACAGAAUGCACAUUUUGAAGCAAUCCAAGCUCUGGGAAGGGAGCUCUGCACCCUGGUCUCCUGCUGGAGGCAGCAGCCAAGGCCAGCGUUCAUCCCUGCUCUGUUCUCUGCUGCUGCCCAAUAUAGGAGCCUGGAGUCCUGAAGAAUAAAGACCCCACACUCAGCACAAGGCUGCUCUGAUUGCUGAGA